Messenger RNA from Paramecium primaurelia, 5040 nucleotides. Lineage: Eukaryota; Ciliophora; Oligohymenophorea; Peniculida; Parameciidae. The record is from the annotation of a GenBank genome assembly.
AUGAAAAUCAAACAAGAUAAGCAAAAAGUUUCAAUUCCCCUAAAAGAGCAAUUCAUCAAUUCCAUCCUUCAACUUUAUUAUUAUGCUCCUUUAAAUAAAUCUGUUUUAUUUGGCUUUUAUGCUUUAGGAUUGUUAUAGCCUUUGCUAUUCCAAAACUUCCCUCUAAAUUCAUUUACUCAGUUAGAUGAUUAAAUACUAACACCUAUUAAUUAAUUUUGGUACAUUGAAGUUGUGGCUCGCCUUGACUUUAUCAUUUAAGACUACAUACCCAAAUAUUGUUAUUUGAUACCAAUGAUCUUUAGCAUAGUGUUUAUUUUUAUCCCUUUAUUAUUGAAUAUUUCUAACAAAUGGAACUCAAAUAAUAAACGAAUAAUUAAUAAGCUAUCCUUUUAUAUGCAUUUGAGUUCAUACCUUUUUUAGCUUCAACCAAUAUUCUUAUAAAUACCAUUAUAUUGUCUCUGCUUUCAAUCUUUAAGUUAUAAUAUAAAUAGUGAUGAUAUUAUUGAAUUAAAUUACCUAAACAUUACAUUAACAACUAUAUCUCUACUGUUUUUAUAUACCAUUAAUUUUUUGAUUAUUCUACUAUGUAAGGAAACAAUUGAUUUUAAUUUAAAUUGCUUUUCUAAUCUCAAAUUAAGCUUUGGUGAUUUUAUUAUAUGGAUACUUAAUAUAUUCCAAAUUAUCAUUUUCUAUAAUUUGAAGAAAUACAAUGAAAUUUUAUAAGCAAUAAUACUUUUUGCUAGUUCCUUAAUAAUGUUAUAUAAUAUUUUUAGAUUGUUAACAUGUUUGAAAAAAAUGAUUUUAACAACUUUAAUCAUAAUUUCUUAUUAAUUUAUUUAAUCUUUAUUGAUUUUAGUCAAUUUUGAAUCAGAAAUAGAUAUUAAUAUCAAUAUUAUUAUUUAUAUCAUAGUUCCUCUACUAACUUAAAUUUUAUAUGAAUUCUUUAUUUAUAGGGAUUAUAAGAUGAUGUUGAAAACAUAAAAAUUUUCAAUUUCAAAUUGCAAAUAUAUACUUGGAAAGUUUUUUAAUGAUGAAUUCAUAUCAUUCUCCUAAUCUAUUAUUAUUUAUACCAAAAUUAUUAUUGAAUAUCAAUAGAAGAAACUAUCAAUUGAACCAUAAUAAUAAUUACCAUUAACUUAUAUCAAUUAAGAAUACUUACCAAAAUAUUUAUUGAAUUUUUACUACAAAACUCAAAUGAAAAAAUAUAUUAAAGAACUUCAGAGGGUAGAUUCUAAAAAUAGAAAUGCUAAUCAUUAUGUACAUUAUGUUGCACUUCUCUAUAGAAUUGGAUUAAAUAAUUUAGCUCUCAAAUAAAUCAAUAUCUUAUUAUUUAAUAUCACUAUGAGAACUAAUAGUAGAAGUUAAGUUAAAGAAAAGAUUAGUGAAUAAAUAAAAUCUUUUAAUACUAUGAAUUAAAGAAAAUAAUCAAUGAGUAAAUCAUCAAAAUCAUAAGAUGUACAGGAUGCAGGUUAAUUAUAAAUAAAUAAACUAAACAAAAUGCUUGCCUUUACUGGAACUCAUUUAUUAAACUUUUAUCAAAAAGUAAGAGUAAUGAUACUUAGAGAAAAAGUCAGAGAUAAAUUAAAACUAUCCUUUCAAUACAAAGAAAUGAUUGGAGAUACUUAUAGUUUACAAAUGGCUAUAGAAUUAUUCUUAAAAAGUGAAAAGAGAAACUAAAACCUAAAAGAGUAAGUGUAAAUGUUAGUCAAUUCUAAAUUAGGAUUCUAUUUAUAAUUAUAAUAAGUAAAACAUAUAAGAUCAGUCUAACUUUUUCAAGUAUCUAAAUAAUUAAGUAAGAAAAUAGAAAUCUUAGAAAAUAAACUAAUCAAAUUAUAUAAAUAUUUUCCAAGUCAAAGAAUUUAAUCAUUAUAUACUUAUUUUUAAGGAGAACUUUUAGAUAAUUAUUUAUAUGCUCAUAAAAUAACUUGUAAUUCAUCUAUAUCUGAUGAAAAGUUAAUAAAUGUACAUAGCAAUACAGACUAAAAACAUGCAUUAUUUAAUAAAGAUUUAAUAUAUUUAAAUGUUAAAUUAUUUGAAGAUACUUAAGAACUACAAAUAUAGAAUAUAACUCCAUAAAUUUGCACAUUUUUUUAAAGAAAUUAUGAUGAUUUAAAGGCAAAUAGUAAUAUAGAUUAUUUAUUACCAGAUGGGAUUAUUAAUGAACAUUAAUUAUUAGUGUAAAGAUUUCUUCAAUCUUCUUAGUCUAGAUUUUAUUUAAGCAAAAAUCUAAGUUUUUUUAAACUUCAUUCAAUAAUCAUAAAACCAUUUGAAUUCUUUUUUGAAGUUAAUUUUAGUGAUAUUACAUAAAUAUAAUUUUUAGCAUUUUUAAAUGAAAGUUUUUAAACUUCAGCUUAUAUAUUUGUUGAUGUAAAUUAAUAAGUAGGUGGUAUUACUUAAAAUUUAUUGGAUAAAUUAGGAUUUUCAAAUUAUUAUAUUGAAAAUAUCAAAUCUAAAUUGUUAUUUAAUACACCAAUAGAGUAUUUGAUUCCAAGAUUCUUAUAAUUAACUACAUAAAAAGAUAUUUUAAAUUUUACAGAUUUCUAAUUUUUAAAAUAAUCUAUUUUGAUAAAUCCAUUGAUAAAUGAUGAUGAUAGGAUAAGAAAUACAAAAUAAGACUUUUCUGAAUGGUAAUUAGAAGAAAAUUUGAUAUAUUGUGAAUGUCUAAUAUCAAUUCAUAUUAGAGAUCUUUAUGGAUAUUAAUAUUAUAUAGUAGAGAUAAAAGAAUUAAAGAUUAAUGAUUCUUACUUUCAAAACGAAUUAGAGAAUAUUUCAUUAGAUUAAGCAUUUACUCCUGUAUCAGAUUAAGAAGGAUUAGCUAAUCCACCUGGGAUUUUGAAGAUAGAAAAAGAGAAAUUUGAACCUUUGAGAAGAAAUGAUCAUUAAUUUGAAAUUAAUUUAAUUUUAGAUAAAAGCUAAUAGUUUUAUCAUCCAGAUUAAUAAAAGUAUGAGGUUAAUUUAAUGAGUCCUGUUGAUUUAAGUGCUAAUCCAACUCCAUUGAAUUCUGCAAAUCCUCUAUUGAAAUAAUAAGAAUUUUAUAGUUAAAUAGGAUAAAAUCCUGAAGGUAUUUCAUAUUCAUCUAAAAAUCAAUUUGGUAAAGCAGUAGAUAUGGAUGAUUUAGAAUAAGUUAAGAAACCUUAAUUUGAAAAUAAAGGUGAGGAUACUAAUUCUUCUUAAGUUGGAUGGGCAAAAUAGUCAUAAUUUUAUAAAAAAUAUGAAAUGAUUUAAUAAAUUUUGAAAUCUCAUAAUCCAAAAUAGUUAAAAAUAUUUACUAUAUUAUUAGUAAUAUAUUUUAUAAUUAGUUGUAUUCAUUAUAUAAUAAUAAUCACUAAAAAUUAGGAUGAUCUUAAUUAAUUUAUAUCUGAAAUAGAUAUGAUAGAAUUACAUAGUAGUUUCAUGGCACCACAUGAUAUAUUUGUAGCAAUGAGAAUAGCAAUAGUUUCAUAUACAUCAUAUAUUUAAGAUGGUGCACUUACAGUCACUUAAGCUAAUGCUUUAAUGAAACCAUUUUAUGAUAAUAUUUAAAUUGGAUUUACUGAAAUAAAAGAAGUAUUUAUAAAAUAAUUAAAUAAUUAAAAUUUAUAACCUUUUUUUGAAAAUAAAACAAUUGGUAUGAUAUUUAUGGGUGCAAAUACAAGUGAUGUUUAUAAUGUUACAUUAAAUAUUAGAGAAGCAUUACAAUAAAUCAUAUAAAAUUUACAUUAAUAUAAAUAUAGAUAUGAAAAUAGAAUGAGUACAUCAGGUAGUUCAAUUUAAGUAUUUGGAGUAGCAAAUUAAUUCUAUCUUCAUUAUUGGUUAGAGGAAUUAACUUUAGAAAUUAUGGAUUAUUCAACAAAUAGAAGUAUGACAAUAGAAUCUGAUUGGACUACAAUUUGGGCUAUAUUUGUUGUGAUAACUCUAAUAAUUACAUUAUUUAUAAUUUAUUAUUAUAGAUUAUUCAAUAAAAGAUAAGAUAUGUAUUUAGGAGUGUUUAAAUUUUGUAAUUUAAGUAGAUUACAAUAUGAAAUAGAUAGAUAUAAAUUAAUUUAAAAAUAAUUAUUAAAGAAUCCUGAUCUAGUAUUUUUAUAUAAAUUUGAUUUAUCAUAAAAAGAAUAAUAACUUUUAAUUCAAUAAAAAAUAUAAGAUUAACUUAAUAGAAAGAAUAAAGAUUAAUAACGAAAUACUUAAUUAUAAUAUGAAUCUUUAUCAAUAAUAAUUAGUAUAUCAUUAAUAUUAGGAAUUUGGAUAAUAUUUUUAGGAUUGAGUAUAAUAAUAUUUUAAGGAGAAUUGAGUUUCUUAAAGAAAUAUCCUGAUACAGUUGAUAUUUAUAAAUUAAUAUAAGAUAUGACUUAUUCUUCAGCCACCUUAUAUUAAAAUAGAGAUUUCCAUUUUAUAUUUCCCAAUUUUACUUAUAUGACUGAAUUUGAUGAUAAAUAAUUAUUUUCAUUAAUUGAUUAAGGAAUUGAAAAUAUUUUAAAGUUUAAUUUAUUGACAUAGAGAUUUGAUUCAUCUAAAUAUUAAGUAAAUAAUGAUUUUGUCUUAUUUUUUAAUUAAGUAUAAAAAUAAUCAGUUUGUGACAUAUUGAGUUAAGAAUAAUUAGGAUUUUUAGUGGAUUUUUGUCCUAUUUCAAUAUAAGGAAAUUAUUUAAAAGGAGUGAUGGCAGCAUUGAAUUUUAUGAAAAAUUAGAUUUAAACUUAAAUUGUUGCCAAUAGAUUUAGCAAAAGAUUAGAAUAUCCUAUUUAUGAUAAUGAAGCUGGUAUUAUAAUGGUUAGAGUAUUUUAAAUGAUGACUUAAAAAUUAAAAACAAGUAUGUUAGGUGUUACAAAUGAUUUGCAAACUGUCUCAAUUGUAAAAUAUCUUAAUAUAUUUUAGGUGCUUUCUUCAAUUUAUUUAAUAUUUGCAAUAUUAUCUAUUUCAGUAAUAUUUCUAGGAUUGAAAAAAUAUCUAGAAACAGAAUUUAAUACAAUUAAAAGAUUCGUACAAUUAAUACCAUCUUCCAUAACAAUGUUAGAUGAUUAAUUUGAAAGAUAUAUUAGAGCAUUAUUAGUUGAAGAAAUUUCGUGA